Messenger RNA from Aspergillus oryzae RIB40, 1968 nucleotides. It is a transcript of the gene ugd1, whose product is annotated as UDP-glucose dehydrogenase. NCBI's taxonomy places the organism in Eukaryota, Fungi, Ascomycota, Eurotiomycetes, Eurotiales, Aspergillaceae. Gene Ontology annotation, biological process: glycosaminoglycan biosynthetic process; polysaccharide biosynthetic process. The record is from RefSeq and is a predicted model, not a curated record. The coding region runs from base 1 to 1968 and encodes 655 amino acids. Gene Ontology annotation, cellular component: nucleus; cytosol. Gene Ontology annotation, molecular function: NAD binding; UDP-glucose 6-dehydrogenase activity. The transcript has 3 exons.
AUGCUCGCGGAAAAGGAGACACACCUGAUGGACAUUCCGUCUUCGCCACUGGGCACCUCGGAGGGGAGUUUGUAUGAGGACUCAACACCUCCUACGACUCCAGCUUCGAGUCCUUUGUUCGGUGCCUCCAGAGGAGAUGAGCUCGCCUCGUCAAGCUUUCCAUCUUCAUCAGCCACUUAUAAUCUCAGCUCCGAACAAAGAGUUCACGACAUUCCCGGCGUCGCUACACUUUGGAGAUCCUCAGAGGGACAGUUCAAGAAUGUUUGCGUCGUGGGCGCGGGGUAUGUAGGAGGGCCGACCGCUGCAGUCCUCGCGCUCCAUAACCCAUCCAUCGCAGUCGAAGUCGUGGACCGAGACCCUCGUCGCAUUCAGAGAUGGAAAUCGCGACAUCCCCCAGUCCAUGAGCCAGGCCUGGACAACGUUGUCCGCGUCGCGAGGGACGGCGCAGAGUUUGUGACAGCGAGUGCUUCUAUUGCAGCCAUCUUAGGGGACGCCAAGCGGAAGCCCAACCUAUUCUUUACGUGCGACUCAGCUAGUAGCAUAUCUCGUGCUGACAUGGUCUUCGUUGCGGUGAACACACCCACCAAGACCUUUGGGUUAGGCGCUGGAAAAGCUACCGAUAUGACAGCCGUCGAUGAGGCCGUGCGACAGAUUGCGCUCCACGCAAAACCUGGCGCAGUUAUCGUGGAGAAGAGUACGGUGCCGUGCGGCACUGCUCAGCGUAUUCGACAAAUGUUCUCCACCCUUCGACCAGAAGUCCCCUUCGAGGUUCUCUCCAACCCAGAAUUCCUAUCCGAAGGCUCAGCCAUCGACGACCUCGUCAAACCAGACCGCGUCCUCAUCGGAUCGUCAGGAACACCAGCAGGUCGUCGUGUAGCAGCUAUGCUCACAAGCCUCUACUCCACCUGGGUGCCAGCAUCGCGCAUCCUCGAAAUCAACUCCUGGUCAUCAGAGCUAUCCAAACUAGUAGCCAACGCCAUGCUCGCCCAGCGGAUCAGCAGCAUCAACUCCAUCAGCGCCAUCUGCGAGAAGACCGGCGCCGAGGUCCAUCAAGUAGCUAAAGCAGUGGGCAUGGACACACGCAUUGGACACCAAUUUCUCAAGGCCGGUCUGGGGUUCGGCGGAUCGUGCUUCCGCAAGGAUAUCGCCAGCUUGACCUAUCUGGCUGAGUCCCUGGGGCUGGACGACGUCGCAGAAUACUGGAAUCAAGUCAAUGUCAUGAAUGUAAUGCAGCGGAACCGGUUCGCCAGAAAGGUGAUUGAUCGGUUCGAGGGCAAUUUGCAUGGUCGUAAGAUUGCCUGUCUUGGCUUUGCAUUUAAGAAAGACACGGGAGAUACGCGUGAGUCUUUGGCUGCUGAUGUGGUCCGGCUUUUGAUGGAGGAGCGGCCGAUGGAGAUCGCUAUCUAUGAUCCUUACUGUCAGGAAGAGGAUAUCCUCCGUGAGCUGGAGGUGGUUUUAGGUACUCACACAGAGAAGAAUAGUGUAGUGAAGGUUCUUGCAGAUCCUUAUCUGGCCUGUUCUCAGGCGCAUGCAGUUCUGGUCUUGACGGACUGUGAUCAGUUCCGCAAUGUUCCUACUAACCCUCGGGGUCGUUCGUUGUUGGCCUAUCAGUCAUCUAUUGCUAGAGCGGACCAGGAGGUAUAUGAUAGUCUAGCUGAGGUCAUUAUGACUCCUGUCAAACCAGAAGAGGAGACUUGGACAUUCAAUGGAAUAUCCUACCGUCUUGUCCCACAAGAGGAUUGUGCUGCUGAUUGUGCAUCUUGUCGCUCGACAUCCAGCCGACCUGCAACUGCCGAACCGCUGGAGUGGGCGCGCAUUGCUUACAACCUGAAAGAACCCAAGUGGGUGCUUGAUGGCCGGUGUUUCCUGGAUGUACGAGAGAUGGAGAAAUUGGGCAUUCAUCUGGAUACUGUUGGACGGCGGCCUGGUGCAAUACAAUCAAGCGAUACCACCAGCGUUGGUAUUUGA